AUGGCAUCUCUCAAAAUUCCUGCAAAUGUUCCUCUUCCCGAAGUAGACUCCGAGCAGCUUCACAAGGCCUUUAUAGGAUGGGGAACCAACGAAGGGAUGAUCAUCUCAAUCUUGGCUCACAGAAACGCAACGCAGCGCAGCUUCAUCCGUGCCGUUUAUGCUGCUAACUACAAUAAGGAUCUUCUCAAGGAACUAGACAAUGAGCUCUCCGGUGACUUUGAGAGAGCUGUCAUGUUGUGGACUCUUGAGCCAGCGGAUAGAGAUGCUUAUUUGGCCAAGGAAUCUACCAAAAUGUUCACCAAAAACAACUGUGUUCUUGUUGAAAUCGCUUGUACUAGACCUCCACUUGAGUUUUUCAAGGCCAAGCAAGCUUAUCAAGCUCGCUACAAGACCUCUCUCGAGGAGGAUGUCGCUUACCACACAUCUGGAAAUAUCCGAAAGCUAUUGGUUCCUCUUGUGAGCACCUUCAGGUACGAUGGAAAUGCUGGUGAGGUCAACGUGAAGCUGGCUAGAUCUGAAGCUAAGACACUUCACAAGAAGAUCACUGACAAGGCUUACACUGAUGAAGAUCUCAUCAGAAUCUUGACAACAAGGAGCAGAGCUCAGAUCGUGGUAACGCUCAAUCACUUCAAGGACUAUUUUGGAAGUUCCAUUAACAAGUUCUUGAAGGAAGACGGUUCAGAAGAUGAAUAUCUUCAACUACUCAAAACCGUGAUCAAAUGCUUGGCCUUUCCAGAGAAGUACUUUGAGAAAGUUCUACGUCAAGCCAUCAACAAGCUGGGAACAGACGAGUGGGCACUGACUAGAGUUGUCACUACAAGAGCAGAAGUCGACAUGGAGAGGAUCAAAGAAGAAUACUUACGCAGGAACAACGUUCCUCUUGAUCGAGCCAUUGCUAAAGACACUUCUGGUGACUAUCAGGAUAUGCUUCUCGCCCUUCUCGGACAUGGCCAUGCUUGA
Molecule: messenger RNA, 960 nt
Organism: Microthlaspi erraticum
Lineage: Eukaryota; Viridiplantae; Streptophyta; Magnoliopsida; Brassicales; Brassicaceae
Source: the annotation of a GenBank genome assembly